GGUUCCGUCCUCGUCGCGGUUUCACUGUGGAUGUAUGAUUCCAAGAAAAGAUCAAUAGCAGAUUUGCUGGGGUAAUGGCUAUGAUUCCCAAUCUUCAAAGGCAUCUGCUUUUCAAUGGCAGAAACGCCCAACACCCAUUUUCACAUUGCCUUUCCACUCUCAGCCACCUCUUUUCCCCUCCUUCCACCGCCGCCGCAGACGACAAUGACGCAAAACCCCCUGACGAUGCGAAGCCCAAAUUGAGCCCUCGAAAGAAGGCUCAAGCCUUGGCUGAGCUCAUUAAGUUCCAGCCAUGGUCACCUAAAACCGAGUCCUCUCUCUCCGCUCUCUCCGGCCCCUCUCUCUCCGAGACCACCGUUAUCCACACCAUCCGCCUCCUCAAAACUCCCCGGAAAGCCUUGAAUUUCUUCGUCUGGGCCGAGCAAAAAGGCUGCGCACUCACAUCCCAAUGCUAUUUCCGAAUGCUGGAACUCCUCGGGACCGAGAGGAACCUCAACACCGCCCGGAACUUCCUCUUCUCCAUCCCCAAGAGGUCCAAUGGCGCCGUGCCGCUCGAAGCCAGGUUCUUUAACAGCCUGAUCAAGAACUACGCCGUAGCUGGGCUGUUUCAAGAGUCAUUGAAGCUUUUCACCACUAUGAAGGUAAUUGGGAUUUCCCCAUCAGUAGUUACAUUCAAUACUUUGUUCUCAAUUUUGAUGAAAAGGGGUCGAACUGGUAUGGUCUAUGACCUGUUUGAUGAAAUGCUCAAGACAUUUGGUGUGAAGCCCGAUUUGUAUACCUUUAAUAUUUUGAUUAGAGGGUGCUGUAUGAAUUCUAUGGUGGAUCAAGGGUUUAGGUUCUUUAAAGAAAUGGAGAAGCAUGAGUGUGAGCCUGAUGUGAUCACGUAUAAUACGAUUGUUGAUGGGUUGUGUAGGGCUGGGAAAGUAGAAAUUGCACAUAAUGUUGUCAAAGGUAUGCUCAAAAAGGGCUCAGAUUUGAGUCCUAAUGUUGUUACAUACACCACAUUGGUCAGAGGGUAUUGUGAGAAGCAAGAUGUUGAGGCGGCUUUGAAUGUUUUUAAAGAGAUGGUUGAUCGUGGCCCAGAACCGAAUAGCAUUACUUAUAACACUCUUAUACAAGGGCUUCUUGAGGCUCGGAAGUUUGAUAAGGUAAAGGAGUUAUUCAAGGGAGCUGGAGAGGACGGAAGAUUUGUUCCUGAUACAUGUACAUUCAACACAUUGAUCCACGCGCAUUGCAGUGAUGGGAAUUUGAAGGCCGCGCUAGAAUCUUUUGAGAAGAUGUCAAUCCUAAACGUUGCUCCCGAUUCAGCUACAUACAGUAUCUUGAUACGGUGCUUAUGCCAGAAAGGAGAUUUUGAGAUGGCCGAGAAAUUCUUUGAUGAGUUAUUUAAGACAGGAACUUUGUUAUCUGAUGCUGGAUGCAGGCCUGUUGUUGCAGCAUACAACCCCAUGUUCAAAUAUUUGUGUGAGAAUGGGAAGACAAAGAAGGCUGAGAAAGUUUUUAGACAGCUAAUGAGAAUGGGAGUUCAAGAUCCUUUGACUUUCAAGACUUUGAUCAUGGGAAAUUGCAACGAGGGCAUGUCUGAAGAUGGACAUGAACUCUUGGUUUGGAUGUUAAGGAGAAAUUUCGUGCCUGAUUUUGAGACGUAUGAGUCUCUGCUUGAGGGCCUGCUGCACGAGGGCAAGCCCAGACUUGCCUAUGAUACUCUGGAGAAAAUGCUGAAGAGCUCACAUCUUCCUAAAACAUGUGUUUUCCAUAGCAUCCUUACGGAGCUUGUCAAACAGAAUUGUGCUCUCGAGUGUGCUGACCUAGUGGUGUUAAUGUUGGUUAAAAAAAUAAGACAAAAUAUCAAUCUCUCAACAGAUACUGUAAGGAUACUUUUCAAAGCGGGUUUGAGGGAGAGGGCAUUCGAGAUUCUUGGAUGUCUUUAUGAUAAUGGGUAUUUGGUAAAUAUGCAAGAAUUGAUUGUCUUUCUUUCCCAGGGGAAAAAGUUAUCGGAAGCACGUGAAUUGUUACUGUUUAGCCUAAAGAAUUGUCAGAGCGUUCGUAUAGAAAUAUGCAGCAGUAUUCUGUCUGCACUCUGUAAAGCCUGCAGAGCUCGAGAAGCUUUUGAGCUUUACUAUGAAUUAGUGGAGAGACAAGUUGAACUACCUCUGAACUGCUUAGAGGAUUUAAGGCUUAGACUUGAGGUAGAAGGAAGGUCUAAAGAAGCUGAAUUUGUUGCCAAGAGAAUGCCGAGACUUGAGGUAGCUUUGGAUUACAUUGAUCCAAGGAUCACGUAAAAAGUUUGUUGUAGAUUUACAUUUGCAGUGCUAAAUCAGUUAGUUCUUGGGGAAUCCAGAAAGCAUCAUAUCAUCGUAUUGGUGAUGUCUUCAGAGAUAGAAGAUUAUCCAAAUCCGACGUCCUUGACUUGUCAGCUUGAGGCGGGCCAAAAAUCUCCCAGAAGCGAAGAGUUUCAUCUGCUCCGGCUGACACCACAGUCAAUCCGUCAGGGCUCUGCAAUGUAGUACACUUUGUUAUUUUCAGACUAUAGUUCUCAUUCCAUUCAAAUGAACAUAGUCACACACUGACACACACCUGUGAGAGAUGUAGAGCUCUCGAGGCAUGAUUCCAUGAAUCGUUUAUUUUGGACAUGGAAGGAUACCUCCAUAAGCAUAACUUCCCUGUUCCAUCGGCCCUCUCUCCAAAGCCAUGGCCGCUUAAAAGCUCCUUAUGAUGCUUGUUCCAUUGCAACCCACAAAUCUGGUCACCUCACCAAGUUUUUCGAGAAAGUGCUGCUAAUGCAUGCUCCCUGUCUAAUGCUCCACAUCUUAAUGCACCCAUCAAAUGUCCCUCCUCCCGAAGCUAACACAUCGUAGUUAUAUGGACACCAUGCGAGGGCCUUCACUGCUGCAGAAUGAUCAUUGAAUCUAUGCAAAUAAUCCCUCGAGCUCAUCUUGAAAGUAUCCCAUAUAUAAACAAGAUUGUCAUUCCCACCACUCACGAGAAAAUUGCCUGUUCCAGACCACUUCAAGCCACAGACUUCUCGUGUGUGUGCUUUUAGAAGAGAUAUCAAGCUGUUGCUCACUCUCACUGCCAAUAGUAGAGGUGAAACAAGUUAGUUAAUUUGUUGUCGUAAGCAAUAAAAGAUGUUGAAAAUCAUUUACCAUCAUGAUGAAUAAUGGAUCUGUCGAAGCUUCCUGAUGUUAGAACAUGACCAUUCCAUGCUAUAGAUCCAACCCUCCCCUCGUGGCCUUUCAGGCAUCUUACCUGUUUCAGCAAUCACCAAUAAGGUUAUGUGGAAGGGAUUCUCUCUUAUAUUCAUAAUGUUUUUUCAGAGAUGGGUCUUACAAUCUUUGAAGUCUCGGCAUCCCAAAGCUGAAUCUUGGAGCUUGCACAUCCAACUCCUAAUGUUUUUGCAUCAGUAGACCAUGCAAUACUGCUAGGAUAAUCAUCUUGAUUAUUCUCGUCCUCUUCCAACUGCUGAAUUCCAUGGUUGGUGGCAUUCCACAGACUGAAUGCAGUAUAGCAGGUUACUCAGCUCUGAAGCCUCAGAUGAUUCUGAAUAGCAAAACAGCAAGAAUGUUUACCUUGGGGAAAGCUCGGAAUUGUUUAUUGACAUCAGUACAUGAAAAGCUUUCCUCAUCACUGCGCCGCAUUUCAUCAAUUUCUCUAAUUGAUUUUCUGCUGCCCUUAGGACUCCCCCUGAACACCAACAUUCUGAAUGGCCUUCCUUCUUCAUCCAACUUCAAAGCUGCUUCCAGUCUCCUUCUGUAUUCACCCUUCAUUUACACACACAUAUACAAGAGGGGAAACCCAUAAUUCCCAAUUUCCAGAAAUGGGCAGAAACCAAAAACAUUCAUUCAAACUCAUCAAGAAAGAUGUGCUCACAUUGUACUUUGAUAUGCCCAGUUCUUUUGAUGGGUUAGUCAACAAAGUGUGGGCUCGAUCAAGAUCCAUUAGACUUCGAUUUGGUAUGAAUCUGUCUCCCUUUAUCCAAGAAAAUCAAAACCCAUUGGCAUUUGGCAAUGCAUGACCCCAAAAAAAUCAUCAAAAAAGCAAGAACAUUGAUGUCAAACACACACAAACUGUGUAAGAAAAUGGAGAAAGAGAGUGUUGAGUACAGGAAAAUCGUAUUCUGUGGGAGUGCUGAGGAGACGGGUGGGAUAGUACCAAUGGGAUUGCAGUCUUUCAAGAGAUUUCUGAUCCAUUCUUGAAAUGUUCUUUGAGAAAGAGAGCAAUGUAGUUCUGUAUAUAAUUGCCUUCACAGGAGCAGAAGAAUGGAGAAGGAGAAGAAGAAGAAGAAUGAAGAAAUGGCUUCUUGCACUCUUAUACUCGAUGCUUAUUUCGAGCCAAAAUCUUUAAGAUUACAAUUCUUGAUGAAAAUUUUGACUCUCUCGUCCAAGGAGACACUGGAUUAUCUUAAGGUUAUUGAAGAAGAUUGUGUCCAUUUUUUUUUUUUCAGUAUUUGCCACGUAUGCAUAUAAGCGAAACCCAUGAGGCCAUGAUGACAGUUGUGAGUUCAAAGUUCAAACUAUAUGUAUGCAACAACAAUUUUUUUUUUUUUGAGUGACGAGGAAAAUCGGUGAGUGGUAAAUUUGA
Messenger RNA from Ipomoea triloba (trilobed morning glory), 4581 nucleotides. Its product is annotated as pentatricopeptide repeat-containing protein At1g02060, chloroplastic. Gene Ontology annotation, molecular function: protein binding. The transcript has 3 exons. Bases 75 to 2282 code for a protein of 735 amino acids. NCBI's taxonomy places the organism in Eukaryota, Viridiplantae, Streptophyta, Magnoliopsida, Solanales, Convolvulaceae. The record is from RefSeq and is a predicted model, not a curated record.